AUGAUCAGCAAUAUAACGCCUCAUAAUGCUACCCAUACCUCACUCUCGUUAUUGCUUUUCCUAGUUCUCCUUGUAUCUCAGAGUCUGGUAAAGGCAUCCUCUCCUAACGACGGCCCUCCUACCACUACGGUGAUUGACAUUUUGUCUGAAAAUGCCGAGUUCAGUACAUUUCUGUUGACUUUGCAGCGGAGUGGGCUCAUUGAGUCCGUGAAUGACCUGGCGAACUUCACUCUGCUUGCGCCAAUCAACAGCGCCUACAGCCUUGAUUCCGUUGCGCUUGCGCCAAAACUUUCGCUGCACGAUCUCAAUCGGUACAUAAUCUCCGAGCCUUUGGUAUCAUCGGAUAUAGCCGGUGUCAAAAUAAGUGCUGAUAUGAACCAAUCACCGAUUUUGCUUGACUACACGACAGACAUAAUGAUGAUAGACCAGGCUACUGUUGUGGAGGCCGAUUUGGAAGCCCGUUCUCAGGACGCUGUUGUGCAAGGAAUCGAUAUCCUUCUACAAGAACGACCAAAUUUGUGCACUGUACUGCGAACAUUGUUCGAUGGAGAAGAGACCAAGUCAUUCAGUAAAAUCUUGGGGUCUGACUGCUUGACUUUGGAGAAUGUCACGGGACUGAUACCUCUAGAUUCGGUCUCUCUUUUUGAUGAGCACGAGAUCUCGUAUCUUUUGACUCACGAGGGAAAGGAGGACAGAGAAUUGUUUUUGAAAAGCCAUUUUCUAAAAGGAUAUAUUGGAGGAGUGCUGGAAGGAGAUGAGAGUACCUACCAGGAUUUACUGAACCAAACGGUUCAAAUACGGAGCCAUCAAGGUGGGCAAUUGAUCCAAUUUGAGAACUUCACCACGGAUCUGACAAACUAUCCUUCAUACAACACACUGCUCCACUUUUUCAACGAGAGCAUACUCCCUGACCUGGUUCACAUCACUCCAAGGAAGUAUCUGCUUGGGCUGAAUCAGUCGGAUUUCGUUCAAGAACUGGAUUUCAGAGAUCUCUCGUACUUGAUUGACGAUUCAAGUAUCAACCAGACAAUCUUUGUUUAUCCCAGCAGUGAGGAUAGCGUGAGAGAUAUAGGCACCAUGGGUGUCCACAAAAAUAGCCUGAUGUACCAGUUUGUCGGGGAAAAGGUGGACAUUCAUACUGAUAGGUUGGUAGAUUCAAAAUUUUGUGGUGGAAAACUGGGCAAAAAUUGCCAGAGAAUCAAGAUAUCAUCUUUUGGGGAUGAUGGCAGCUUUUUGAAUAAUCACGUCUACGUUCACCACGAGAAGUACGAGGCUGAUAACACAGUCAUUUAUCUCAUCGACGACAAUCUGACACUACCUCCUCGUUUGGAGGUUUCAGUGAGCCCAUUUCUAGGAUGCUCGAAAGCAUUGAGGUAUUUGAAGGAUUUUAGUCUGCUAUCGUUGCCGGACAACAAGCAAGGCUAUACGGUGUUUUUGCCCUGUUACGAUUCUUGGAAAGAUCUUGGCCUGACAUUGAAAUACCUCCAGUCUAACUCGACGGCCAUGAAGAUGGCUAUGCAAAGCUUGGUGCUGAACGGGUUAGUGUAUAGUGAUUUCGAUGGAACUUCUAACCUGACCAGCAUUGGCGGGUCAAAAACCCAGGUGAAGUCAUCAAUUAAGGAUGAGUGCAUGCAGAUCAACAACGUCAAUGUUCAGGUUGAGCAUAACUCCGAUGUUUUGUUUGCACAAGGUGUUGCUCAUGCGAUCAACAAAUUUGUGUUUCCAGAUGAUCUAGAAAUCACCUUGAAGAAUCUAGUGGACUCGACCGACUCUGAGCUGUUCUCCAAAGUAAUGGAGCUGACCAACUUGACGUAUAUUUUCGAUUCAGGCCAGGACUACUCAUUGCUUCUCCCCACAUCGAGGUCUUUGAAAAUUGACAACAUCACCACGACUAGAGAUAUUGACUAUCUCGAAAAGCUGGUUAAGCUGCACAUCCUUCCAGGUGAUGCUGCCGAGAAGCUGAGAAACUGCGAGUCAAAGAUCCCAACGUUGCUUAACGGAACGCAUCUUUCUUGCAGAGAACUGUCCACUGGCAACUACAUGCUGCAAAUAGUUGAAGGAUUAGACCACGAAGUGCGGGUCCUCCAGCACGGUUUUACAACCUCGCCGAAUAGGACAGGAAUGUUCUUAAUAGACCGGCCCAUAUCGCCGAGAUGGCUAGAGAAUCCAGAUGGUGAUGGGAAGCUCCGUAUUCAUCUGCCUGGUUUUGCCAUCGCGAUCGGUGUCAUUAUCGGAAUGAUUACUUUGCUUUUACUCAUUUUAUGCUGCUUAGUGCUGUCUGCAGGCAAAAACAAAUCAUUUGACGAUGAUGAUGGAGAACGAGACCCUCUGGUUUCGGGAGCUUCAACUAUUCCUGGAUCACCACGGACUCCCCGGCCAUAUGCUCAACAUAGACACGGACAGGGUAAUAGACAGUAUGGUGCAGCGACGACAAUCCAGGAAGAAAUCGCCGAAAAUACCGCUUUCAACGAGACAGGAUAUUCAGGUAAUGCAUCCACCAAGCCUAUUGAGGUUUCGAGGGAGGGUUAG
Kuraishia capsulata CBS 1993 is the source of this 2529-nucleotide messenger RNA. RefSeq lists its product as uncharacterized. The record is from RefSeq and is a predicted model, not a curated record. The transcript has a single exon. Gene Ontology annotation, cellular component: fungal-type vacuole membrane. The coding region runs from base 1 to 2529 and encodes 842 amino acids. Gene Ontology annotation, biological process: macroautophagy. Lineage: Eukaryota; Fungi; Ascomycota; Pichiomycetes; Pichiales; Pichiaceae.